CUCGCUGGAACUGUAAGUCGGUGAUGUCGAUGGGUGUGAUCCUGCUUUAGCUCCACGAUACCUUUGUAAUAUACCCGCCGGCAAAGGGGAGAAAUUCCAGGAGAAGGAACUCUAGCUGACUCUCGGCCGGGGGAGGGUGAAGCUAACUAGCUGCAUCCCUGGACAGCUCUUUUUGGGCGUUGAACAUUCUGUGGGGGUAACAGGAGAUACAUCGAAUAGUCGGAAACCCCAACCACUGCGAUGGCGAGAGACUACGAUUACCUCUUCAAGCUCCUCAUUAUCGGUGACAGCGGUGUGGGGAAAAGCAGUCUGCUGCUUAGGUUCGCCGAUAACACAUUUUCAGGUAGCUACAUCACCACAAUUGGCGUGGACUUCAAGAUCCGGACAGUGGAGAUCAACGGCGAGAAGGUGAAGCUACAGAUCUGGGACACAGCUGGACAGGAGCGCUUCCGCACCAUCACCUCCACAUACUACAGAGGGACGCACGGGGUGAUCGUGGUCUACGACGUCACCAGCGCAGAGUCAUUCGUCAAUGUCAAGCGGUGGCUCCAUGAAAUCAACCAGAACUGUGAUGAUGUCUGUCGAAUAUUAGUGGGCAACAAGAACGACGACCCGAACUCCAAAGUCGUGGAGACGGCCGACGCGCAGAAGUUCGCUGAGCAGAUGGACAUCAGGCUGUUCGAGACCAGUGCCAAGGAGAACAUCAACGUAGAGGAUUCAACUAUGUCAGAGUGGACUGUGCUGAAACAAACAAGUAUGAGGACGACAACAGCGGCCAGCUGAAAAGCAAUUGUGACGGAAUUCAUAUCAGCCAAACGGAUCCAACAGACCAGCCAACAAGAAAUCUGCCAUUCUCCUACUUCUUAAUGUUUAUUAUUGGAGCCCCCAGUCUUGUCGCCAGUUUUGCUUCCCCCCUUGUGUUUUGUGAUUUUUACACUUUAAAUGAAGACAAACUUUGUGUGGCCACCAUGGACCAAUCUCACUCCACCCUCCCCCCCCCACCCACCCCGCCAAUCUCUCAGAGAGAAAGUUAUGCCUUUUUUUGUUCUAUCUUUUCUUUUUGUAAAUUUGUAUUUUUUUACUAACAAACUACACCACUGUAAAAAAAAAGCAAUCAAAAAAAAACAAAUGUGCUUUGAAAUGAAAAAGUGUUAGGGGUCUAAGCCUGUCUUGGACUACUGCCACAGAAUUGGACCUGGGAACCAGUAGAGCAGCACCAGAACUUUACUGUCAAACCCAACACAACUGGACUUGCAUUCUCGUAAGCUGUGCUAUAGCAGCACCGGACAUCUCUGUGUUCUAAUAGGCACGGGUUCUAACAGGAGGCAGUGCCGUGGUUCUCUGUGGUAAAUGCAUUAAGCGGUGAUGAGUGAGUUGGUGUUGGGCUUGGGCUUCUGCUAGUGUGUGCCAGGCAAUGCCAUGGCACUGGUCACGUGUUCAGGAGACUGAGAAGAAAUAUUGGACCUUUUUUUUGGGUUGUCAGUACCAACUUGCAAGCCGCAUGCCCAAUUCACACACACACACACACACCUCCACAUCUAACAUCUCCUACACACACACACACACACACACACACACACACACACACUCAUACACAUGCUUGCAUACAGUCAUACAUAUGUAGAUGUGUGUGCCAGUCAGACAUGGAUGCCAUAAUCUCUCUCUACAGAGGCUCCAAGGCCAUUGAAGCUGAGCCCCCAAACCACCAGCACUUAAUCUGGGAGAGAGAUCACUGUGAUGGAAUCAGUACAAGGAGGGUGGUGGCUUCUGCGUGUUUGGGACCAGGCCGAUGGUUUUCACAGGCGCUGACGACACUGUGUAGUCUUAAACAGUUGCCAUGGGCACGGGCAAUAUUAAUUAUGGCCAUCUUGAGUCUUGAGCAUCAGUAUGUUUAUUAUAGAGCCGGCCGCUGAUUGACAACCAGACUGGCCAGUGGCAUGUGCCAAUACUGGAGAAGCACAGGCGGAAAUCCCGCCCACCGCAGCAGCCAAAACAAAAAAUAAAGGAAAGCUCCUCCAUGCAGAACGUGGUUGAGGGAUUAACGUUAAAGAACAAAAUGAACAUAUCUGAACAAUGAAGAGUUAAAACCAGCACGCUUGUAAAAAAAAAAAAAAGAAACGCUUCGAAAGGAAGUGUGUGAUUAGUUUGACAGCUCAAAUGUCAGUGUUUCAUAGAGUUGUAGAGUGACUGGACAAAGCUCAGCGGGUUGACUGAAUGAGUUUCCUGUCACUUCCCCCCGAGCCCGGGGUGACGAUUACAGUUUUAAUCUUCACUGCUCAGACAGCCGCCUUCACAAACCCGCCAGAAAUGGGAGCCCCACAAAGAAAAAAAGCUUAUUUACAAAAACAAAGUUUGAAAGAUCAUCAUCCUGUUUAUUUAUGUGUGUGGAUAUCAAUGUUACCACACACCGUGUGCACAUGCAUAUGCACAAAUUACACAUAUACAAACACGCAUGUGUGUAUAUAGACACCGGUAUAUGCGUCUAUUUUGUGUGUUUCUAUAUGUGUUUAUGUACUGGUCUGGUGUACACUGGAAAGAUGAAAUGUUGCCACUCAAGUCAUUGUUUGCCCCAUCAUGAAUCUAACCAAUAAUAAACAUUUUAAGAGAAUGGA
Messenger RNA from Sardina pilchardus (European sardine), 2612 nucleotides. Its product is annotated as ras-related protein Rab-35-like. The record is from RefSeq and is a predicted model, not a curated record. Gene Ontology annotation, biological process: endocytic recycling. Gene Ontology annotation, molecular function: GTP binding; GTPase activity. Gene Ontology annotation, cellular component: plasma membrane; endosome membrane. NCBI's taxonomy places the organism in Eukaryota, Metazoa, Chordata, Actinopteri, Clupeiformes, Clupeidae.